This is a messenger RNA of Tetrahymena thermophila SB210, 648 nucleotides long. RefSeq names its product glutathione S-transferase, amine-terminal domain protein. The record is from RefSeq and is a predicted model, not a curated record. Gene Ontology annotation, biological process: glutathione metabolic process. NCBI's taxonomy places the organism in Eukaryota, Ciliophora, Oligohymenophorea, Hymenostomatida, Tetrahymenidae. The transcript has 2 exons. Gene Ontology annotation, molecular function: glutathione transferase activity.
AUGAUAAUCCUUGGUUACUGGAAUCUAAGAGGCUACGCUUAACCUAUUCGUCUCCUUCUAGAAUAUUUGUAAGUAGAUUAUAAGGAAAAACUUUAUAACUAAGAUGGAGAAGAAUGGUUAAAUGUUGAUAAAUAAUAACUUAAAACUAAUUUCCCUAACUUACCUUAUAUAAUUGAUGGAGAUAUUGUUGUAACAGAAUCAAAAGUUAUUCCUAUUUACUUGGCCAAGAAAUUCAAAAAUUAUGAGCUUAUUGGCUAAAAUCCUGAUGGGUCUUUUAAUUUGAAUGAAAUUACAUUCCUUUAAAUCUUAGAAAUUUUGAAAGAACUCAGAGAUUCGUUAUUGAAUUCAGCAAAAGUACCAUCUUUCAAAGAAGAAAAAGAUUAAAUUUUCAAUGAAAAAUUCAACAUUACUUUUGAGAAAAUAAAGAAACAACUUGGAGAGAACAAAUACCUGCUUGGAAAUCUUUCAUUUAUAGAUUUCUAUUUUUAUGAAGUUUUGAAAUUUUUCUAAUUCUUUUAUCCAAAACUUUCAAUCUUUACCGACUAUAUUGAUAGAAUAGAAAAUAUUCCUCAAAUAAAAAACUAUCUUGAAACAAAAGAAAACAAAAUCUUUAUUCUUGAUAGAAUGAAAAGCUAUUUUUAUUAUUGA